AUGCUCUCACGUGUUGCUGCUGUGAAGGCACCCCGCACACACAACCGUCGCCGCGUGACCGGAUCCAGCGGAAGGAGGAGGGAAGGAAGAGAGAGUGAGCCGCAGAGGCCCAACAUGUCCCGGCGUGUGUUUACUUCCGCGGUGCUGCUCCUCCUCGUGAUGAUGUGCUGCGGCAUUGGAGCUGCGGGAGUUGCGGAGCAGUCAGAUGAAGCGAAGUUUAAAUGGAGAGCCGUCACUGAUGGUGAAACUGUGGACUCGUUGGGUGUUCCAGCUCUUGUUGAGGUGAAUGGUAAAGUGUUUGCCGUUGCCGAGGCGCAGUGCAAGAAGAAGGAUAGUGAAACCAGCGUUUUUACUGGCAUUGCAUCCCAACUACUCACCAUAGAAGACGGUAAAGAACCGGAGGAAUUUUCUAGUGACAAAUUAAAGAAGACACAGAUUCUGGAGAAAGGUGCUUCCGAAGGUCAAAAGAAGAAAGUAGAUGUGAGCCGACCAACAACUGCUGUGAAGGAGAGUGAUAUUUACAUGCUUGUUGGACAACACAGCAGUAAAGAUUCUCAGAACAGUGGUGCAGGUGGCUGUGAACUUUUGCUGGUGAAAGGGAGCGUCAGUGGUGAGGGUACAAAUAACAAAAUUGACUGGAAGGAUACCGAAAGUUCCCCGCAAAGACUUUUUGGCGCACAGCUCGAUUCCUGGACAAGGCUCAUUGGAAGCGGUGGAUCGGGUGUUAAGAUGAAGGAUGAGACUCUUGUAUUUCCUGUGGAAGGCACGAAGAAGCCGGUUGGCACUGAAGAGGACGGAAAGACUGUCUCACUGAUCAUAUACUCGAAGGAUGCUACGAAUUGGACGCUGUCGAAGGAGGUGCCUGACGGUGGCUGCAGUGAUCCCUCCGUCGUGGAGUGGAAGGGCGAUAAACUCAUGAUGAUGACUGCGUGCGAUGACGGCCGCCGCAGGGUGUACGAGUCCGGUGACAAGGGGGAUUCGUGGACGGAGGCACUCGGGACACUCUCCCGCGUGUGGGGCAACGAACACGAUAAAAACGUGAAACCCGUUAGAAGCGGGUUCAUCACAGCGACGAUUCUUGUCGAUGGUGAAGAUGAUAAUAAGAAGAGAACUGUGAUGCUCGUUACUCUGCCGGUGUACCCCGAGAAUGGAGAAAAAGGCGUCCUCCAUCUUUGGCUGACGGACAAUACGCACAUUGUUGAUAUUGGGUCGGUAUCCGAUGAUGAGGACGUUGCCGCCAGCUCCCUGUUGUACAAAAGUGGUGAAACUAAUGAGGAGGAGUUGAUUGCACUGUACGAGAAGAAGAAGGACGAUGGGGAAUUAUCACUCGGUAUGGUCUCUGUGCUCCUGACUGCGCAGCUGCAGCGGGUGAAGGAGGUGCUGGCGUCCUGGAAGGAAGUGGACAAACGUGUCUCCAAGCUGUGCCCCACUGAGAAUGCUCUGGAGGACACCUCAACUGGCAAUGCCUGCGGCGCUUUUAAGAUCACGGAAGGGCUGGUUGGCUUUUUGUCCGGCAACUUCUCUGAUGGCACAUGGAAGGACGAGUACCUCGGGGUGAACGCCACAGUAAAUAAAAAAGAAGGGUCGGCCAGCACGGAGAAGGGCGUGACUUUCACAGGGCGUGGUGCGUGGGCGGAGUGGCCUGUUGGCAAGCAAGAGGAGAAUCAGCUGUACCACUUUGCGAACCACAACUUCACUCUUGUGGCGACGGUGUCCAUAGACGGUGAGCCGACGAAGGAGGGUUCUAUUCCAUUGAUGGGUGCGAAGAUGGAUGACGAUGAUAAGACUGUACUCCUGGGACUGUCGUACGACAAGGAAAAUAAGAGGGCAGUGCUGUGCAGUGGCGGAAAGACCAGGGAGCACAGCAGCACUUGGGAGUCACAGACACAGUACCAAGUGGCCAUUGUGCUACAGAAUGGCGCCCAGGGCUCCGCGUACGUUGAUGGUGAACAUGUGGGAAAUGUGCAAUGCGAAUUGGGAAAUACGGAUUCUAAAGGGAUUUCUCACUUCUACAUUGGAUGGGAUGGAGUCAAUGCAGGGAGCAAAGAAGAAGUGUCUGUGACGGUGAGGAAUGUCCUGCUGUACAAUCGCCCGUUGACUUUCGAAGAGAUUGACGCCCUCAACCCGAAUAAAGCCUCCAUUUCACCUCCUGAAGAUCUUACCGCAGCGGUGGUGGUGGAUACUCCUUCGACAGUGGUGAGCGGACCAAUUGCACAGAAAACCGUGUCCGUGUCCACUCCUGGCGGAUCCACGGUGAAUCAUGAGUCGAGCGCAAGCUCUGCUGAGGAUGAGGAGACGGUGGGAGGAACGGAUGCGCAGAAGGAAGAGGUCCAGCCACAUGACGGGGAAGUAAAUGCCACGGCACUCAACAGCAGCCUCGGAAAUGUGUCGCAGGGGAAUAACAGCGAUGGCGGCAACAUGCGUGGGAGCGGACUGCCAUCGCCGUUGCUUCUGUUGGGACUGUGGGGGUUUGCGGCUCUGUGA
Trypanosoma cruzi is the source of this 2484-nucleotide messenger RNA. Its product is annotated as trans-sialidase, putative. The record is from RefSeq and is a predicted model, not a curated record. The transcript has a single exon. Lineage: Eukaryota; Euglenozoa; Kinetoplastea; Trypanosomatida; Trypanosomatidae. Bases 1 to 2484 code for a protein of 827 amino acids. Gene Ontology annotation, molecular function: exo-alpha-sialidase activity.